Molecule: messenger RNA, 4976 nt
Organism: Cyanistes caeruleus (blue tit)
Lineage: Eukaryota; Metazoa; Chordata; Aves; Passeriformes; Paridae
Gene: MGAT4C
Product: MGAT4 family member C
Biological process (GO): protein N-linked glycosylation
Molecular function (GO): acetylglucosaminyltransferase activity
Source: RefSeq, a predicted model, not a curated record
AAAAAAAAAAAAAAAAAAAAAAAAUUGAAACACAAAUUGUAUGUGUACCACAGGCUUUUCUAAAACAGGGGCAACCUUUCAUUUCCACCACAGCCUGCUGGAAUCCACAGACAGCUAACAACCACUGUGCUGUCACAGGGAGUUGCAUGGUCUAGUGAUUAGAGAUUCAUGUCCUACCACCUCCUUCCUGAAGUUUAUUUUCAAUAUCCUUAGAUAUUAAGAAAAAGGAAAUCCUUGAUGUAACUUUAAAAAAUAUCUACACUGGGGUUUUAAGCUUCUGAGUAAUCAGGUUUCUGUAAUUCAGCCCACCCUAAAUAAAGACAGACAAAAAUGUAUAUUGUUACUGAUUCCUUUUUUUCCUUCUUUCAGCCUGUAAAUUGGUUUUAUUCUCAACACAGUGAAUAUAAAAACAUUCUGUGUACAACCAGCCUCCAUUUACUGCAGUUCAUUUUGAAUCUAUAGAUUCCUUGCAAUUACUAAUUGUAUUACUAAUAUUUUAUAUAUUUGGCUCCUGUUUCUCUAGAGUCUAAUGGACUCAUAUUACAUUGUUAAAUGUAUUUAUUCAGUUUGGAAAAACAAAUAUACAUUGGAUUUUGUGCUUGGUAGGUUUUUCGUUAUUAGGACAGAAAAUUUUCUGUAUGACAUGACAAAUAAUUUACGGAACUCCUAAUAUAGCCUAUUUCAUAUCCGUGUAGAUGUUCAACACUUUCAAAAAUGAAUGUAUUUAAGUGCAGGGUUUAACCAUUGCAUGUGUAGUGUUUUUUACUACUUUACACAGGUUGGCUAUACUCUUCUUUUGCAUAUAACUUGUGUAUAUUCAAUUUGAUUGAAGAAUCAUUAUUUACUGUGGAAAGUAGUCAAAAUAUGAGUAAGAAUAUAAUACAUAAAAAAUAGGUUUAUAGUCUGAUGUUUUUCUAAUAAUCCCUCAGAAUUUCAGCAGUGAGAUCUUUAAUUUAGGGCCAAAUCUUGUUCAAACACAUACAGUCCUACACAGAUUAGUGCUUACAAUUUGGUGGACAAGAACAGCAUUCAUCUUGUUUUACAGAAUAAAAUGUCUAAAAUGAACAUGCAACAUUGCGAUAUGACUAGACAUUUCUCUUCCUUCACCUUGAACAGAAAUUCUCAGGGGCUCCAUGAUCUCUGUGCCACCCUUAUUUGAUUUUUCUAAUCAGAUUUGUAAGGAUUUCCCAGUACUCUAUUUAGAUGUGUCUGGCUGAAGGUACCCACCUUGAUUUGGAAGAUGGAAAUAAUACCUCCACUGAGAGUUUUCCCACUCUAGUACAGAGGCCGAAGGCUAAGGGAUGUUAAACAGUCUUGCUAGUGCUUUUUCACUUCAGGGAAGGUACCUUAUUUGUGCCUGGAAGCUCUGAUAUACAGAAUUCUUCUACUGGUAACAGCAGUGAGUCAUGGAAUGAUUUCCUCCUUGCCUGGCCUGUUGACCUGGCCUGUUGUUGGGAGAUGCAGGUACCUGGGGGAUCAAUGCACAGCAUCAUCUCUAGCCACCAAAUUGGGAUCUGACAGUUAAGCAUAGAACUAAACUGUUGAUGCACUCCUGCCACAGUGACAUCAUAAGCUCAUUUUAAAAUGCAUAUGACAGCAGGUAUGUAUUUUUUCCUUUACUGACACACACACAAAAAAAGGAGCUUAGUUUAUAGUUAAGAUUGUGUAUUAAACCUGAAGAUGACAAUGGUUAAAUGAAAUUAAUUCUGCCUCAAAGUGCAGUCUGUGUAUGUUUGAAGGGAUUUGAUACCUCUGAAGGUAAGUUUAGUUGUUGUCAUGCUUAUCAGGUGGACCAUUCUUGUAACACUGUGGUUUUAUUCAUAGGUGACACUACUGUAUGCAGUUCUUCACGAGACACAACUUGAAAUAUUUUGAUAAAAUGAGAUGCUUGCGGAAACGAUCAGCAGUGUCAUUCUUAGGAAUCCUUGUUGUUUGCUUGCUGUUCAUGAACUUGUACAUUGAGGAUGGUUAUGUUUUGGAAGGGGACAAGCAAUUAAUCAGAGAAACAGCCACCCACCAGCUCAACCCAGAGCGUUAUGUUCACAGUUUUAAAGAUUUGUCUAAUUUCUCAGGAUCUAUAAACAUUUCCUAUCGCUACCUAGCUGGCACACCUUUGCCAAGGAAAAGGUAUCUUACUAUUGGCCUUUCCUCUGUAAAACGGAAAAAGGGAAACUACUUGCUUGAGACCAUCAAGUCCAUAUUUGAGCAGUCAAGCUAUGAGGAACUAAAAGAAAUUGCAGUGGUAGUACAGCUGGCAGAUUUUGACUCAGCCUGGUGUGAAGGGAUGGUCCAGGAUAUUUCACAGAAAUUUGCACAUCAUAUAAUUGCGGGCAGAUUAAUAGUUAUUCACGUCCCUGAGGAUUACUAUCCUGUACUGGAUGGCCUUAAGAGAAAUUACAAUGACCCCGAGGACCGUGUGAAGUUUCGAUCAAAACAAAAUGUAGAUUAUGCUUUCCUUCUAAACUUUUGUGCUAAUCUCUCUGACUACUAUGUGAUGCUGGAAGACGAUGUUCGCUGCUCAAAGAAUUUUUUGACUGCUGUUAAGAAAGUAAUUACCUCACGAGAAGGAUCCUACUGGGUGACACUGGAAUUCUCCAAGCUGGGGUACAUUGGAAAGCUUUACCAUUCUCAUGACCUACCACGCCUGGCCCAUUUUCUAUUGAUGUUUUACCAAGAAAUGCCUUGCGAUUGGCUGCUCAUCCACUUCCGUGGGCUGCUAGCUCAAAAGGAAGUGAUACGUUUUAAGCCAUCUCUCUUCCAGCACAUGGGAUACUACUCGUCUUACAAAGGAGCUGAAAAUAAGUUAAAGGAUGAUGAUUUUGAAGAGGAAUCCUUUGAUAUCCCUGACAACCCACCUGCAAACUUGCACACCAAUAUGAAUGUAUUUGAAAACUACGAGGCAAGCAAGGCUUACAGCAGCAUUGAUGAGUACUUCUGGGGCAAAGCUCCUUCUACUGGAGACUUCUAUGGCAUCGUAUUUGAAAAGCCCAUUAAAAUCAGUAAAAUUAAAGUUGUCACUGGAACUGAAGAUCGGCAAAAUGACAUUUUACAUCAUGGGGCCCUGGAAGUAGGUGAAAAGAUUGUAGGCAGUAAAAAAGGAAGACAAUGUACGACUUACUUGAGACUAGGGGAGUUCAAAAAUGGGAAUUUCGAAAUAACAGAUGUAGAGCACAAAGUUCUGUUUGAUAUUAACUGCAUGAGAAUACUUGUUACUAAAAGUCAAAAAGAAUGGUUGAUCAUUAGGAGCAUUAGCGUCUGGACUUCUCAAACACCAAAUCAAUAAAGCAAGGCCACCUGAGAAGGUACAGGGUGCAUACAAUCAACUGGGUCACAACUGGUGCCACUCCCCAGAAAAACAGACACUUGUAGCUCUUCACUAGAGACACUGAAUAUCUGGGGAAACCACAAAACAAGUAAAGCAAUUUAUUUUUUACCAGUUUGGUCAGGCAAUAUACAAACAUUUAUUUGUUGAAAAUUUUGAAUUUUAUAGAAAACAAAAGGUUCUCAUACCUCUCUUGAGAUCUUUAAACCCUUUUUUUAUUAUUAUUUCUCUGUAAGAGAGAUCUUGUGGACUGUACAGAACAAAAACUCCCACCUUAUAAUUGCCAAAAGGUUUAAAUCUAUGACCAUUAUGUUGUGAAAAGAAAUUGGAUUGCACCUUAUGCACAUAAAAAUUUAAAAUCUUAUGGUAGUAUGCAUUUGUACUGUAGUUGGUAAUGUGUUUCUUUUCCAGGCAGUUGUGACAAGGAGAUCUGUCCUGAAACUGGCAGUUUACUUCUGAGCACUGUAAGAAAAUAAUGUGGCUAGUCAUUGCAACUUCUUGUCAAAAGGGAAUGUAUAAAAUUAUAAAUUUGACAUGACAAUUAUGUAAAAAAUAGAUAAUUGCAUCUGUUAUUCUGUCUCAACAAAUAUCCUUUGUUCUUUUUCCUGGAUCCUUACACUGAAAUGAGCACUACUUGGAUUCUAUAUUACCUAAGGGACCAAUUUACUCUCCUUACUUGUUCAAAUUGCCUCACACCAAGCAAGCCUUCUGCUUGAGUACCAAUGCCAGUAUCAAACCCAGGUACCUCAAGAGCAGCACUGUUCUCUUAGAGAGACAUUUUAACAGAUCUCAGCUUCAACAUCUUCUGUUCUUUCAUGCUAUGGAGAGCUCCCCCUGAGAAAUUUGCAGAUAGCUGUAUACUGCAGCCUGGUUUCCAAGGACUGUCAUACCUUCCAUAUCUACAUGUCCAGUUCAUGCAUGAUACAGAGGGAAAGUGUACUGGGUUAAACAGUUGGGAGUGAAUGUAAUCUCCAGUCUGUCCUGGAUGAUCUGUAGUCAAUAGAAGAGACACAAAAUGAAGAAUCUUAAUACAAAGAGAAAUUAAUAUGUUUCUGAAUUGGGGCUUUUUUUUUGGUGUUUUGAAGUUUUUAAACUUUCUGAUCCUGACAGUAUUGUAGACAUCUUCCCACUGCCACUUGUUAUUUCCUAUAAACAUAUUUUUCCCGGCUUUAGUCAAUAAACAGAAAAGUUCCUCCAGUCCAUAUGACUUCAGUGUUAGCUCUGGGCUUCUAGUGUGUCACACAGGGAGGCUGUAUAGCAUAUGAUUUACACUAUAUGCAUACAUUUAGGUUACAGGAUCUAUGGACAUUUUCCUCUAAGAAAUUCCCUAGAUUGUCCCAGCAGACAUACUAAGAAAUAUAUGAUUAGCAAGUGUGACAGAGAUGAACAUUGUAUUAUCAAUCUCAUGAAUACUGUGCUCAUCACUAGAUUGUAUUUAGUGGGGUUAGUUAAACCUGGAAGGCAAGAAUUAAAUUUCAAGAAUGCUUACACUGACAAAGAGUGAACUAGCUUCUGGAUGAGUACAUACAAACCUAACAUGAGUAUUUCAGGAGGAUAAAUUAUUUUUAAAUCUACACAAAAUAUCAAUGCAAUUGAUCUUCCUUGCUCAGAAAUUUGGAUAAAUUCAGAUCCAACUUUGGCAAAACACCCAAUA